AUGGGCAAAAUCAUCAAGACGAUGCAGUCCAAGCACAAAGAGACUUUGGUAAGCUUCUUUCCUUCAAUCAACCCAGUGUCUGGACUCGCUCUUGACGCGGCUUCUCUAACCCCAUGUCUCUGCCAGUCUCCUUGGCUGAAAAACUACGUCGAAACAGCCUCCACCAUAGAUUUGCCAUCCUUGCCGAGACACCUGUCGAAAUUCCCAUCGAGAUGGCCAUUCGGACGUGGAGAUUUGUAUCACUGGAUACCGCUUCUCAACCGAUUUGAUAGUAUCUUGGAGCAUUUCAACAAAACUUAUGCCCUGAACGAGGGUCCACAGUCUCGAGAUUUCGCCACCGACGUGCUCCUCAACCGUGCAAAAGAUUCGACAUUCAGCAGCGAGAAACAGUGGACAUAUGAGGAGCUUCAAGAACUUGGUUUCUCGGCCGAUGGUGACAGGGUGCUGAUAGAGGCUGUUCUGCUAUUCACUCGCAUGCUCUUGGAGCACUGCGGCAAUCGCAGCAUCUAUGCCAGCAGCCCGCACCUCAACGACCUUCUAAACAGCACCGCUUUGUCUGUUCUCAUUUCAACAUUGGAGGUGGGCUCAGAGUUAGCUCAGCGGUAUCAAGCUUCCGUCAAAAGGAUCGGCAAUGCUUCCAGGCAGAUAAGCGCAGCACUGUUAGCAAACCAUUACAACAUCGACAUCGAGCGAGUCCAACAAAUUGCGCUACCGUUUGUCAAAACUCCAAUAGUAAAUCUAACUGACCCUGCGUCAUCCAUGACCCCGGUCUCGACCAAGGGAAAGGAAAAGGCACAUGGGAGUAGUAGCAGAAACUCGAUUCCGACCCAUGCCAACGACCUGGUUGCAAUUGCUACAUGUGACGAUGCAAUGUGGCAGGGAUGGGGCGACGUGAAAGUGCUGUACUAUCCACAAGACAGCCAUGUCGGCGUUGACGUGUCAAAUGACACUGGCCGAACAUCACUCCCCUCAACACCGACUCCCCUACGCCGCAGCCAUACCGUUGGUAGCCAGCAGAACACUCCCCGAGCCCGAAAUAUCGGUGCCGAUGACUCAUCUCCUAUUUUACCGCGAACUCCAGCUGUUUCGGAGGAACAUGCCAUCCCAGGUCAAAAGUCAUUUGAACUGCCCAAGUCUGUGGUCUCCACUUCAUCUAUUUACGACCUUGUUAAGCGAUGCCCCGAUGACAUGCCGUCAUCUGCAAAAUAUGAACUUUUUCACCGAGUCCGAGUUGCAAAGGCACUCACUGAGUCGCUCGAGUCGCGUCAGAAAAUACUCGCGAUCCGGUUACUUGCGAUUACUAAUCUGGCCUACAUCCAUACUGAGUCAAACUUUGUUGACAAGGUUCUUCGCCACGAUAUUGACGAGACCAGAAGAUACCAGCUUGUCUACCAACUUGCGGAGUUGAUACGCCCCUCGGCUGACGGACAUUCAAAAAUACCGCUAUGGCUUCAGACGUUUGCCCUGGCUCUCCUGGAGGCUGUCUCGGGAUUCCAUGCGAGAUGCCAAGAUGUUCUGUCUGCCUUGAACGCCAAUGUCAACCACGGAAUUUUGCUCUACGUCAUUAGAAAGGCUGUAGCGGGCAUGCAGGUUGAUGAUGCGACCGACAUUGGUGACCAGGCGAGCGAAGCAGACGACUGGCGUAACAAUCUCUUUUCUUUGACCUUGCAUCUGUCCAUGGCCACCCGCGUUGGAAGUGAAAUGGUUUCGGCCGGUCUUAUGGAUAUCCUGGUUGAGAUCCUCCACAUUCGGUCUCAAGUGGCUCAACGGCACCAUUCGAUGGUGUUGGCGUUUCUAGAUGGCCUUAUUUGGACGUAUCAAAACGCAUUCACCGCCUUUUUCAACGCGAGCGGCCUAGACGCCGUUGCACAACUGCUAGUAGACACCGUUACAGAGGCUCAAUCCUCGCUACAAUCAUCUAAAGGUGUCAAGCCCGACCAACAGUCUGUGGUGGUCGACUACGAGAUCCCUUACUACCAGCAGCAGACGCUUAAAUGGCUUCUCAAAUUUGUCCAUCACAUCAUGUCAAAUUCUUAUAGCUAUGGUGGCAAUACAGACCGCCUGUUGAGAAAUCUAGCAGAAAAGUCGGACCUGCUUCACAGUCUGCGAGAAAUCAUGGCUAAUAAGCAGAGUUUUGGGUCAGUGGUGUGGACUAAUUCAGUCACAAUUCUGAGUGAUUUCAUCAAUAAUGACCCAACGAGCUUUGCCGCCAUAUCUGAGUCGGGCAUGAUCAAAACAUACCUCGAGGCGAUUACCGGUCAGCCAGUGCCGGAGCAGCAACAAGGCGGGGAGUCGAAGCAAACUGAACAACAACACCAACAAGACCAAGAUGAUGCUGAGUCUCCAGAUUCGUCUGCUGCCGCCGCCUCAAUUGCAGACGAAGAUGACAGGCCGCAUCCUCCCUCAGACGAUGAUAUUCGCCGCACAAGGCGCAACAAACCUGCCGAGGGUAUUCUGGCCUCUUCAGAGGCGAUCAAUAUUGUUCCUCAGGUCCUGAAUUCUAUCUGCCUGAACAAUGUGGGCAUGAAGCUGGUUGUCGCCUCUCGAGCCUUUGAUAGCUACCUUGAAAUCUUUGAGAGCUCUCAGCAUGUAUCGUGCAUGGAGGCAGACAGCGACUUGGCGGGCAAUGUCGGCGCCAACUUUGAUGAGCUUGCCCGUCACCAUCCACCGCUACGGACGUCCAUCUCCAAUGCAGUCAUCGACAUGGUUGCCAGAGUACGGUGGCUGGGAAUUGAGAGAGGAAUGGAGUCUGACUGGGGUGCUAGGUUGUACGUCACCACUGCAGAGGGGACUGUCGUCACUGUUCAUCCGAACGAACACUUCAUGAAAGCACCAACGGUAGAGUCUGCCCCUGAUCGACAAGGUACUGCCACCGAAGAAGCAGACGAGGACAUGUCUGACGCAGCUCCCACCAACGAGACUAUCACCGAGAAGAACAAGAAACCUCAAAAACUCGCUCCCGCGCAAUCACUUACACCAUAUAUUCAUGGUCUGGCUAAUUUUUUGACCGGCUAUUUGUCCAAUACACUGCUCAAGGUGAACUUUGUGAGAAAAGGUGGCAUUGAGCUCCUUCUCGACUUGUGCGAGUCACCAAGUCUUGACGCAACAUUUGGUGAUUCAUCUGCCGCCAGAGUUCUUAAUCAGGUCAUCGCCCAGUUAGUUGAGCACUCCCCUGUUCGGGGUCUGCCUUCAUUAUUGCGCCGCGCGCAGUCAAACAUCGAUGUGUUGAAACCUCUUGCAGCCAAGACCGAGGCUCUCCCUCCAUACUUUGGCCCUUUCCUUGCUACGGAUUUGCAUGUCUGGAGCGAUGAUCCCGAGCAAUCGAAGGUUGUUCUACAAGCAACGCAAAAGAUUAAGGCACUGUUGAACGCCCAAAAUUUGAUUAAGAUCAUUUCCGACUGUUUCACCACGUCGAGGUCUAAUGCCCUGCAGUUCUACCCCGUGAACGUUUAUGAUUACUAUUUGAAGCUCGUAAAGUCUAUCGGACCCUUGUUGCGAGGUAUUUUGGCCGAGGAAGCAGGCGAGCUCUCCGUUGUACCACAGCAUUGGUCGUUGCGUCGUCAGGGCUUUCUCGGCGUGACCAACACAAGUGAGGGACGUGAUGCUGUGGGCAGCGACGAAACCUCAAUUCCAGAUGUGCUCAGCGAUGCUGCCAGAAGCUGGCCCUCUGCUGAUGGCACUGACACUUCUGCACCCGUUGAACCUACAGAACAAGAACGCUCGAGCGCCCGGUUCAUGAAUUACGAGAUCUUGCACACACUUUUGCAUCCCAUGAUCCCCACCUCCUUCCCCUUGUUCCAAUCUCUAGGCAAAGCUCUCUUGCCUAGGAGAGAGCAAAACCAUCUUGAUCCAUUCCCUCGUCCUAGACAGUUGGAGAUUGCGAUGGCCUUGGCGGACACCGUCUUAUCGCAUCUUGGUCCGUCAGUUGGCCAGGCUGAGCCGACAUCUAAAGUCUUCCAUUAUUGGAUUAUUAUGCUCCACACCAUUCAUGAAAUGCUAAUUGACCACCCGUCACCCCGACAAAGCGACAGAUCCAAUGUACAGAUUAUCAUGCCAGUUCUGCUUGCGUUCAAAGAGCAAGGUGGCCUCGACGUGCUAUAUUACAUGCUCAGGAUCUUGGCAUCCUCUGUCAAGGCAGGGCCAGAUAGCAACACCGAUGAAACGUCAAAAGUCAAGGUUGCGGCAUUUGGACUCAAGAAAGUCCUUGAUCUUUACUAUAUCCUGGUGAACGGAAAGUACUUGUCGGAAAGCAGCAAUCACUUCAACCUUCAUCGCCAGGCCGAUCGGUCACAGAAUAUUCCAAACGUAGCCCAGCAGAUUGUGGUUGAGUUUCGUGCGGCAAUUCUGCCUGCCAUCAUGGAGCUUUGGACGUCCAACUUCAUCGAAAAGGUUCCCGAUGCCACGGUGAAGAGACUACUGGAUAUUCUCAAGAUUGUGUGUGCGGCUGAGCACGAACCCCAAUCUAUCCCCAAAGAUGCCAAGGCGCCCUUGAUGCUUUUUAAAUACACUGAUGCCAGAUUUAACUGGGCUUCUGUUCAAGGCGUGGUGAAAGAGGUCAUAGACACAGGUUUUGAGGAGGAUCUUGUUCACGAAGCAGUCUACAGAGCCAAUGGGAACACUGCACCCGCUAUCGAAUAUUGCCGCGCCCAUACAGACGGUCUCGCAGGGCCACGAAAUCCCAUUCCUCCUGAGGAUGCAGACAUCUCGGCUCUACAACAAGAAUCGUCAGCAGGCCAAGAAGAUCAAUCUAAUACGGUUACUGCCCCUGACUCGGACCAAAUGAUCUUGGAUGCUCUCCCCGAUAUAUCUGCUGAUGACAUGGUCGAAUAUGUCGAUCGACAUAUCGGCAAUAUCCAGGCCGAUAAUGAUAUUUCAUCGGAAGCUACGGGUGUAACGUCAUCCAAUCACAGAGAUGACGCGACUGACAAAAUUCCUUCUAUGACCUUUGUUGUAAAUUUCAACGUGGUCAAGGACGAUCUGGACCACAUGCGUUCCAAGAUCCGCGCACAAUUAAUUGACCAGUGUCUGGACGUGAUUCGAACCCAUCCCGAGACAGCCAUUGAAGUAUCAGAUUUGGUAUCUGCCACCAUUUUGCGACGGCAGAAUCAGGAAGCCCAGGAGGAGGUUGCCUCCACGCUCACAUUUGCUCUUUCAUCUCUGUCUCUGGACGAGGAUGAGAAGCGGCGAAAUGGCAAAUGUAUUGCGGCCUACGCUCACCUCUUGGCUCUGCUGCUCCAGGACGAGAAUUUCUUUGAGCACAAUAAGGAAAAUCUCGCUGAUAAGGUAGACGAGUAUGUUGGCUUCUUGAAAGUCCCACUUUCGUCGUCCACCGACGAAUUGCCACCCUGGAUUCCUUAUAUUUUGCUUGUUCUGGAGGCUCUUCUCUGCCAUGAUGAACGGCCGGUCCCGGUGCAAUGGAAGCCGCCAAAGUCUCUAGAAGAUCCCGUUUCUGAGCCUGUCAUUCGAUUAGGUCUGCCACUGGUUGGUGAUCAGAAUUGUAACAAAAUUCUGGAAUCACUACUUGACUUGCUGCCUCGUAUUGGCAAGGAGGAAAUCCUGGCUACUGCAGUACUGAGGGUGCUUUUGAUCCUGACUCGGAAACGACGCCUCGCAAAGGUCGUGGGCGAGAAGAAGAACCUGCAGCGAUUAUUCUUAAUGGCCAAGCAGCUCUCUGGCUCCGGCUCUGAGCGUCUGAAGCAAACAAGGCUUACUGCACAUAUCAUCACCAUCUUAAGGCACGUCAUUGAAGAUGAGGAUAUAAUUAAACAAAUUAUGCGCGCAGAGAUUCAAGCGGACUUUCCCAAUCUACUUAGGAACCAACGGGGUCACCCUGAUGUAUCAUCUUUCCUCCGAGCCAUGGCACCUGUUGCCCUUCGCGCUCCGGAUCUGUUUGUGGAAGUGACAAACGAGCUGCUUCGAUUUCAAAGAUGGAUAGCACCAUCCGGAGAUUCGAACCGAUCGCAGUCUUUGGCUUGGAAAGACCAGCAAUCCGACUCCAAAACUGAAGAGGAGAAGCCAACUGCAGAUGGAUCUUCGAGUGAUACCGUAAAACCCUCAACAGAGCUUGCCGACAAAGAAAUGGCUGACGUCCCAAAGGCACACCAUGACAUGAAGCGACCAGUCGUAGAGAAUCCCGAUGGAGUCAUUCAUUUCCUGCUAUGCGAGUUAGUCAACUAUCGCGAAGUAGAUGACAAGGAGCCAUCUGCGCCUUCUGACCUCAACAGGGAGGCUACUGGAGCGGCAAACUUGCGAGAUACUAGCUCCAAAGAUAUCUCAGCAGCUGACGGAAAGGAUAAAAAACAAUCGAAACCUUUGUUCAAGGCAGAAGAGCAUCCUAUAUUUGUUUACAGAUGUUUUUUGCUGAACUGUUUGGCAGAACUCCUGCAGAGCUACACACGAACCAAGGUCGAAUUUAUCAACUUCAAGCGUAGCGCGCCACCCUUGUCGACCACAACCCCAAUCAAGCCGCGAACAAGCAUCUUGAACUAUCUGAUUUACGAUUUACUGUGCCAAGGGAACCUCAACGGUACUACCGACACCAUUGCUUCUAAGAAGAAGGCGGCGACAUCGUCGCUGACUCAAAAAGUUCUGGUGGCCCUCGUGUCUAAGACUAAUGAAAAGGUUGCAGACCGUAGAGCCGACAAGUUUGUCUACGAUGACGAGCCUGACUUGCUGUUUGUCCGAAAAUUUGUUCUUGACACAAUAUUGAAGGCUUACGAGAAGGCGCCGCUCACUGAGGAGCCUCUUGAAACCCGAUAUUCCCGGAUGCAGUGCCUGGCCGAACUCAUGAAUCACAUGAUUGGUGAGAGGGAUAGGGACCAAAAUCCAAAUGCAAGAGGCGGCGACAGUCUUCAGUCCCGCUCACAGGCGCAGCUCCGCCGCUUGAUGUACGAAAAGGGCUACGUCGACAAGCUCACGUCAUCAAUUGCCGAAAUUAGCCUCAGCUAUCCAGGCGUGAAGCGGGCUAUCAAAUAUAUUCUCCGUGUUCUGCGUGUUCUAACCGGCACCGCAAAGGAACUGAGCCAAUCAAGUAUUUUACCUGCAGAUCCUGCCGGUGACCACAGUGACGAGGAAUUCGCAUCAUCUUCAUCACUAUCCGAUGUGGACGACGAUGAUAGAGAAGAGACUCCAGACUUGUAUCGUAAUUCCGCACUAGGAAUGCUGGAACCUCGAGGAGAAGAUGACGAGUCCGAUGAAGGUGAUGAAGACGACGAUGAGGACAUGUAUGGCGAUGAAUAUGACGACGACGAGAUGGACUACGGUGAGGAUGAUAUUACCGAUGGCGAGGAUGACAUCAGUGAUGAUGACGAAGAACUUGGUGGCAUGGGAGAAAUUGAGGGUCUUCACGGUGAACCAGGCGUGGUUGAAGUCAUCAUGGAUGAAGAUGAAGAUGACGAAGAAGACAGCGACGAUGAAGAGGAUGACGACAUGGACUCUGCUGAUAUGGAAGAUGUGGAUGACCGAGUAGAAAUAGUUGACGAGGAUGGAAACCCCCUCGAGGAGGAUGGAGACUCUGGUUGGGAAAGCGAAAGCGAUGUUGAAGAGGAUGACGACCCAGACCAAGAUGCCCUGGACUACGACGCAGAGGUCCAAGAAGAAGGAGAAGCUCAUAUGCAUGGCAUGGCCCCAGGCGACUUGCUUGAUAAUAUGGCUCGGGCUAUUAUGGGGGAUGAUGGAGGGUAUGAUCCGGAUCUAGGUCUGGAUGACCAUUAUCUCGACGAUGACCAUGAAGAUGGUGGUAUGCUGAGCUCCCCCCCCUCCAUUUCUUUUUCAAGCAAGCCCGGGUGCGAAAAUACAGCUACUAAUAUAUGCACAACCAUAGAAGAUGAGGACGAAGAUGAAGAUAUUGAUGACGAGGAGUACAUCUAUGACGAGGACUAUCCAGAUGACCAACUGCCCCCAAUGCCAUCGUUGGGGUGGGAUGCUGUCAACCCUGACAUGGAUGACCGACAUCGUAAUAUGCUCCUCGUUGAUGGCCACAGACGACCCGUAUUGGCUCGAAUGGACAACCGCAGUUCAUUUCCCGGCCGUUUCCUCGGUGGAUCUCAUCGUGAUCAACUGGGUAAGCUCUUGAUCUACAUACAUGCUUCCAUCACAACCCUUGCUAAUUCUGCAGCAGGAGAGUUCCGCAGCUACUUUACGUCACGAAACCAUAGAUCUACGGGGGAACAAUCUAACGCGGAGGAUGGUCUCAAUCCUCUCCUGCGUCGCAGCGAUCAAGCAAACGAAGGCCUGCCUCGGCCUGGCCAAACUCAUGCUUUAGAUUUAAGAAUUCCGCCUGGUUUGCUCGGCGCCGGUCGCCACUCCAUGGAGGGUCCUAUGGGCUUGUUGGGAGAACUCAUGGAAUUUCUGCCAAUGAUGAGCCAGAGCGGAAAUGGCCAACAGGCUUUUCAUUUCCACAUCACUGGACCUGGUGCACCACGGGAAUUUAGAGAUCUUGGCCCGGCACGGUGGGUAAGGACUGAUAACCGGCGCGACGCAACAGCCCAGGAGCCUCACCAAGCAGUUUCCUUCACCCCAGAAUCAACCUUGGACCGCUACCAGGAGGAGGCCAGAAUGAUUUUUGGGGUCAACCACACCACUGAAGCGUUUAAGCUCAUCAACAUUAUUACCGCGCAGCUUACUCCCGCUGCAAUGGAACUUGAGAAGAAGCUCAAGGCCGAGGAAGCAGAGCAUCAGAGACGUGCAGAUGAGGAACGAAAGAAAAGGGAGGAAGAAGAACGUCUUGCCCAGGAAGCGAAAGCGGCGGAAGAGAAGGCUGCUAGAGAAAAGGAGGAAAAGGAACGUGAAGAACAGGAACGACUUGCGCGGGAACGCUUGGUCACAGCAGAAACCACAGAAAACGAGCAACCGGAUCGUUCCAGCGGAGGAGUGAUGGAAGGUAUCGAGACAUCUGGGCCAUCAAGCGAGCCUCAAUCCGCAGUAGAACCAGGGUCUGCGUCCGCUGCCGCUGAACAACCCCGUGUCAUGACUACUAUCAGGGGUGAAGAAGUUGACGUUACGGAGCUGGGCAUUGAUCCUGAGUAUCUGGCCGCCCUACCUGAAGAAUUCAGAGAAGAGGUGAUUGCUCAGACAGUCAGUGAGCGGCGAUCUCAAGCUCGCGAGGAGGCCGCAGCCGGAGAGUCAACAGACGUAUUCCAAGAAUUUCUUGACGCUCUUCCUGACGAACUCCGACAGGAAAUCGCCCAGCAAGAACGACAGGAAGAACGCAGACGGAAUCGGGAAGAGGCUCGUCGCCAGGCAACUGUUCCAUCUGGACAGCCGCCUCCUGCUGAAAUGGACGCGGCUAGUAUUCUGCUCACCUUUCCGCCUGCUCUUCGUCAACAAGUUCUCAUGGACCAAGGCGAAGACAUAAUGGACCAGCUUACACCGGAGAUGGCUGCCCAGGCGCGGGCUUUGAGUCAACACCACCCCCCGAUGCCUCAGCAUCAAGGCGUACGAUCUAUUGUCACACCAGGACAAGGACCCCCUCAAUCUGGUGCCCGUGACAACAGCGAAGGUAAAGCUCAACGCCGAGCAGUAGUACAGAUACUGGACAAAUCUGGGGUAGCGACUCUUUUGCGCUUGAUGUUCAUCGCUCAGCAAGGUUCCAUCCGAAACUACUUGUUCAGUGUCUUUGCUGAUGUUUGCGAAAAUCGCCAAAACCGACUCGAGGUGGUGAGCACGAUCCUCCAGAUUCUUCAAGAAGGCAGCACAGAUAUGAACGCGGUUGAACGAAGCUUUGGGCAGCUAUCGAUAAAGGCAAGGAAGCACAAGGAGCGUGAAACCGACCAGAAAACACCUCAGAGUCUUAAGAAAACACUGACAAACUUGGGAACCACCGCCACACAUGUUCAACAGACCAACUCGGAAACCUCGCCGCUCUUGAUUGUGCAGCAGUGCUUGGACCUUCUGGUGGACCUGUGCACGAGGAGUCAACACAUACCAUGGUUAUUCUUGACCGAGCACGAGGUCGUGGGGUCUACUCUUAAGAGGGCAUUGAGCCGAAAAGGAAAGAUUAAGGACUCUAAGGCUCACAAGUACGCAAUCAACUCUCUCUUGACUUUGCUGGAUCGUGAGAUUGUCAUUGAGAGCUCUGUUGUGAUGACACAUCUCGCCGAUUUGCUGAACCGUGUUACUUUGCCACUUCUUAGCCUCGACCGCAAACGCAAAGAUACCACAGAGGAGGUCAGAAAGGAUGCUCCUGUCGCUACUGAAGGAGAGCAGCGGUCUGCCUCGGCUGAACAGCAUCAACAACCUGAAGCAGGUACCUCUACCGCGCCUCCCGCAGGGCAAGUACCAAUUUCUGAACAAAAUGCCGACGCUGCGGAGGGAGAGCCUCAUCAACAGAAGAAAGAACCUGGAUUGAAGAAGCAGAGACAGUUGCAGCCACCAGUCAUUCCACCACAAAACCUCACUCUUGUUGUGAAAAUAUUCGUUGCUAGAGAAUGCAGUUCCAAGACAUUUCAGAACACCAUCUCCACCAUCAAAAACUUGUCGGCUAUCCCGGGCGCAAAGGCCGUUUUCGGACAGGAGCUUGUGAAGCAAGCCCGUCUCCUGAGUGAAAAUAUCGUCUCAGACCUAGACGACCUUCUUCCCCAUAUCGAACGGGCCACUUCUGGUACUGAAAUCCAAGGCGUUGCACUUGCCAAGUUUUCUCCAGGAGCAUCUGAGCAAAACAAGCUACUCCGCGUUCUAACUGCAUUGGAUCAUCUGUUCGAUGGCCGCAAGAAGGGUGGUGAUGGCGAGACGGAGGAGUCUAAAGAGCACGACAAGCAGCACCUAGUCACUUCUCUCUACCACAACUCUACAUUCUCUGCUAUGUGGGAGAAACUCAGUGCCUGCCUAAAGGCGAUUCGAGAGCGAGAGAAUAUGCUGAAUGUCGCUACAAUUUUACUCCCACUGAUCGAAUCCCUGAUGGUUGUAUGCAAGAACACGACGGCAAGCGAUGACUUGUCCCAGAGCCAGGCGAGCAGAGGCAUGGUUCUUUCUAGCCCACCACCAGAAGCCCGGACUGCCAGUUUGUUCUUUGCCUUUACGGAAGAUCAUCGACGCAUUCUGAACGAACUGGUGCGCAAUAACCCAAAACUCAUGUCUGGAACCUUUGCGCUGUUGGUUAAGAACCCCAAAGUUUUGGAGUUUGACAAUAAACGGAACUACUUCAAUCGCAGUGUUCACUCGCGAAGUAACCAAAAUAGUCGCCCAUCCUAUCCUCCCCUGCAACUGUCAGUCCGUCGCGAUCACGUAUUCCACGAUUCCUUCCGAUCACUCUAUUUCAAGUCGGGUGACGAAAUGAAAUUCGGCAAGCUUAACAUUCGCUUCCAUGGAGAGGAAGGCGUUGACGCGGGUGGUGUCACACGUGAGUGGUUCCAAGUGCUCGCUCGACAGAUGUUCGACCCCAACUACGCGCUUUUCACCCCUGUGUCGUCAGAUCGUACUACUUUCCACCCCAACAAGCUCAGUGGAAUCAACCCGGAGCAUCUGAUGUUCUUCAAGUUCAUUGGACGCAUCAUUGGCAAGGCCCUUUACGAAGGUCGUCUGCUUGAUUGUUUCUUCAGCCGAGCAGUUUACAAGCGAAUCUUGGGUAAAUCCGUAUCAGUGAAGGAUAUGGAGUCCUUUGAUCCUGACUAUUACAAGUCACUCUGCUGGAUGCUGGACAAUGACAUUACGGACAUCAUCACAGAGACAUUCUCAGUUGAGGACGACGAAUUUGGCGUUACGAAUGUUUUCGAUCUUGUUCCCAAUGGCCGAGACGUUGCUGUCACUGAGGACAACAAGCACGAAUAUGUACGACUGGUGGUUGAACACAAGCUCCUCUCAUCCGUCAAGGAACAGAUGGAGAAAUUUUUGCAAGGCUUCCAUGAUAUCAUUCCUGCCGAGUUGAUCUCCAUUUUUAAUGAGCAAGAACUGGAGCUGCUCAUUUCUGGUCUUCCCGAUAUUGACAUUGAUGACUGGAAGAGUAAUACGGAAUAUCAGAAUUAUACACCAUCAUCUCAACAGAUUCAAUGGUUUUGGCGAGCUGUUAGGUCCUUUGAUAAAGAGGAACGCGCCAAGUUGCUUCAGUUUGUGACCGGUACCAGCAAAGUCCCCCUCAACGGAUUCAAGGAACUCGAAGGCAUGAAUGGCAUCAGUCGUUUCAACAUUCAUCGAGAUUAUGGUGACAAGGAUCGAUUACCCUCAUCUCACACUUGCUUCAAUCAACUUGAUCUCCCAGAGUACGAAAGCUAUGACAUGUUGCGAGCUCAACUUCACAAAGCCAUUACCCAAGGCAGCGAGUAUUUCGGAUUUGCAUAG
Molecule: messenger RNA, 12273 nt
Organism: Metarhizium acridum CQMa 102
Lineage: Eukaryota; Fungi; Ascomycota; Sordariomycetes; Hypocreales; Clavicipitaceae
Source: RefSeq, a predicted model, not a curated record